CCAUCGAUGCCUUUGAGUUCGAAAACCGCUGCCGAACCCCGUAUUCGGACCUUUCACAGCAAGUCCCGCGCGGGUUGCAAGACAUGCAAGUAUGUUCUGAGAUAUCUCUCCACUGUGAUCAUUGGUGUGGAAGCGUCGUGGCUUCAGGUUCAUGCGCUGGUGGGAUUGCGAUUGCAACUGCUGCGUAGCACGUGCACCCUCUGAGGACCUGCUCCUUCACGUCGUUGCCGAACAACUGUUGAGGCCCUCCCGCUGACUUGCUCGCAUCAGGCAGCGUCGCGUGAAAUGCGAUGAAGAACGUCCAAUAUGUCUACGAUGCCGUCGCAGCGGACGCGAAUGCGUCCAAGACAUU
Dissoconium aciculare CBS 342.82 is the source of this 352-nucleotide messenger RNA. RefSeq lists its product as uncharacterized. Bases 7 to 204 code for a protein of 65 amino acids. The record is from RefSeq and is a predicted model, not a curated record. NCBI's taxonomy places the organism in Eukaryota, Fungi, Ascomycota, Dothideomycetes, Mycosphaerellales, Dissoconiaceae. The transcript has a single exon.